AUGGAUGGAUCUACUCUUAUCGCUGAGAAAGGAAGACGCGUAGUUGUGGUAUGUCAGCAUGUAAUUCAUGCGCGACCAACAGUCAGGUGAAAACACCAAGACACAUAGGUUUGGCAGUCACCAUACAUCAUUUAACUGGGUCUAAGGAAGUCGUGACUUUGUUAAACAAAAUGGGGCACUGCUUAAACUAGAGUAGUCAUCCCACUAAACAUCAUCCCUGACCCAUUUGUCCAAUUAGUUGCUGACAAUAAUGACUUCAACGAGGAAACUCUAGAUGGCAAACAAACCACACAUGCCACAAUGCUAGUAGUGUAUCAGCGUCAGCCGUUUGGACCCAAACUCCCACUGAAGAUCCACACCGACCACACCCCUAGAGGAUCUUUAGAGAAACCAGUUCAGGGUCAACCCAAGCACGAGUGCAGUGUGCAUGGUAAGGGUCUUGCCUUCACCUCAUUCGUAGGAGGGGCAGAAAAGAGAACUUUGAAUUAAGAGGCAAUUCCACAACAACUCAGAAUGUGAAUGAACUGGCAUGGUUUCUGCUCCGGCUUAAUAGAAAAGUUGUAUUGAAGGCUGAUGAUACGAAUGGAGAGUAAUCAGUUUCUGGAUGGAGCACAUUCAGCGCCAAAAUGUCUUCCAUCAAGUUGUCUCGUACAAUCAUUACAGGUAAAGCCUGAUGAUUGCUGGAUUGCCAGCAGAGUUAAGUACCAUCUAUACAGUACUCAAAACAAUGCACGAAAUGUCCAAACUUCUCCAGCAGAGCACUGCAGUAAUCACAUUUGCUCUGGCAAUUUUUUCCAAGGAAGAAGAAAUCCAGAAGAGUUCCAAAACCUGGUGA
Porites evermanni is the source of this 835-nucleotide messenger RNA. Lineage: Eukaryota; Metazoa; Cnidaria; Anthozoa; Scleractinia; Poritidae. The record is from the annotation of a GenBank genome assembly.